Molecule: messenger RNA, 787 nt
Organism: Solanum lycopersicum (tomato)
Lineage: Eukaryota; Viridiplantae; Streptophyta; Magnoliopsida; Solanales; Solanaceae
Source: RefSeq, a predicted model, not a curated record
UAAAGUUGAAAUUUUCUUUGAAGCUGUUAAGAGUGCCAAAUGGGUACUUCAUAUAAUUCCGAUCUACUCUUCCGGGGGGAUGGAAGACAAGACGGGAAUUUGGGAUUUCAUUACUUCCGGCAAAGAAAAGGUGAUGAAUGUCUGUCAUCGCAUUGGUGAUGGUGAAGGUCGUGCUAAAAUCGUUCAUUUCACAGCAAAAUUCGUCAAAAAUGCUUCAUUUUAUGCCUUCAAAGAAGCAGCCAACAUAUUAGUUCCUGGUGGAAAGGAAAUCUCCAAAAUUUAUACUGAUACGGUUAGUGAAAUAGAGACAGAGUCUAGAGAGAAACAAAACAGGUCUUGUGACGACAAAAUAAUUGGAAAUUUGAGUAAGAUAACUAAUGGUAAUACUAGUCCUGUGAUAUUGCUUGAUAGAGCAGAGAAGCUGGAAAGCACAAGGGAGGGUUCUGAAAACAGUGUUCAAGUUGAUUCAUUUGCAUAUCAAACACCUGAGGACGUUCUGAGAUUCUUCAUGGUGAUGGAAUUUAUGGGUACUCGUUAUUUGGAUAAUUUGUUGGUUCAUGAUAAUCGUCAACGAAAGAAUGUGUAGUUUGUUUUAGUAUAUGUAUUAGCACAUCGAGUCUCGCAUGUGUUAGUUAUUAGUAUAAUUGGAUUGCUAGUUAAAUCUUGGUUAUUGUUUUGUUUCCUUUGAAACUCCCCAUGAUGGGAAGCAAAUCUCAUAAAUACACUUUAGUGAUCAUAGUAAUAAAAUUAAAAUUAUUUUUUCACUUUGACACGUGAAGGCAAGCAA